Messenger RNA from Fusarium venenatum, 2568 nucleotides. RefSeq lists its product as uncharacterized. Gene Ontology annotation, cellular component: RZZ complex. Gene Ontology annotation, biological process: mitotic spindle assembly checkpoint signaling; endoplasmic reticulum to Golgi vesicle-mediated transport. The record is from RefSeq and is a predicted model, not a curated record. NCBI's taxonomy places the organism in Eukaryota, Fungi, Ascomycota, Sordariomycetes, Hypocreales, Nectriaceae.
AUGGCCGCGACAACAGAAAACGCCUCGCGCCAAUUGAGCGACGCUCUCGUUGCCUUUUCACUCGAAGGCCGCUUCCCCGACGAUAUAUCGGUUCUUCCUCCUGUUUCCGAAACCGACCUGCAACCUGCGAUCCAGGCUCUGGCAGAAGCCAAGCAAGGGCUGGAGGCCGAGCUACACACCAUCAACCAAGAGACAAAACAAGAUGUCGAUUCAUGGGUACGGAAUUCAAAGACCUUACAGGAAGAUAUUUUCCGCUCAAAAGCGAUGGCCAACGAGAUUGAACGCCAAUCUGAGGCUCCCGAUGUAUCUGGAGAAGCUGUGCAAGAUGCAGAAGAGAAGGCAGAGUUUCUCAACCGAGAAGUUCAGUAUAGCCAGCAGCUUCACGGUGUAUUGCAAAGUAUUAAGAGCGUUCAUCAGCUCUUAAGUGAGGUCGAGGUUGCUAAGAAUGAACAUCGCAUCAUAGAUUCGCUGCGACUCCUCGAGAAAUCAUGGGAAGCGAUCGAUCAAAUAGGUGUCAGCAAGUCUUGCCGAGUAAUGAAGCUGUUGGAUCUGCGGAGUUUCGAGCUUAAAUCUGCUAUCCAUGAGGUUUUUGAUCAUAUUUGGAAGACACUAAUCCAUGCCGAUAUCGAGACUCGCCAAUUUGCUGUGUACGACGUUAUUGAGGACGAGCAAGUGAAUCUUACUGACGCUGUAAUUGGUCUCCAGGCCUACAAAGAGGUCGACGAGCGUAUGGAGCAGCUAUGGCGAAAUGUAGAUGCUGCUAUCAUAUCUCCUCGCAUGGAUAUCAGGAACGACACUUUUCCUUCGAUACAGGCAGACGGGGAUGUUCUCAAACUAUCUGGCGAAGCAUCAAGAUCAGUCGAUGCCCUUCUUGCUGACUUGGAAACAACAUUCGCUUUCCUCGCUCGAAAACUGCCCUCUACUCUUCUACCACCACUUGGCAACUUCAUGAUGGCCGACGUAAUACCCAAACUCAUUGGAGAAUGGUUGAUUCCAGCUGUGCCCUCAUCGCUCAAGGAAAUGGACAACUUCCAGGCCAUGAUCAAAAGGGCCCAGGCGUUUUGUCAAUCCCUCACUGAUAAUGGAUAUACCGGUUUUGCGGAUCUACAGAAUUGGGUUGAUAAUGCACCGGCAAUAUGGCUAGGGAAAUGCCGAGAGACAACUCUGGAUUCUGUUCGAUCCAAGUUACUUGACGGCAUUGGCGAGUCCAAACAGGUCGAAAAGGUUGAGAAGCAGAUGGUAUCAAUCGCAGAAGGUAAAAAGAUUACCAAGACACCAGGAGGGGCUGGCGCAACUGCCGAAACGGCUGACUGGGGUGCUGACUGGGGCGAUGCAUGGGAGGAAGAUAACGAACAGGCUAAGGACGAGAGCAAACCUUCGACGAAGGGGCUGGGUUCUACCAAGGCCGAUGAAGACGACGGCGCAGAUGCGUGGGGUUGGGAUGAGGAAGACACCACUGUUGAAGCUCAAGACACAAAGCAAACAGCCGAGAAGGACGAUGAGGACGACAGUGCUGCCGCUUGGGGUUGGGGUGAUGAAGACACUGCCCAAGAACCAGAGAAAGCCCCAGCAGCAAGAAGCAAGAUUCCGCAGGCUCAAGAAGAAACUCGAGAGCUUAUUUUGAAAGAAACUUACAGCGUUUCGUCCAUGCCCGAGCCAGUUCUCGAGCUCAUUUACGCUAUUCUGGAGGAUGGUGCUACAUUGACAAGAGACGAUGUUGAAUAUGCGCCAGUUGCAGCCACAGCCCCUGGGCUCUUCGGUUUACCCACGUUCGCCUUGGCCUUGUUCAGGGCCAUCUCACCAUACUACUACUCUCUCAGCGAAGGGGGCAACAUGUUCUUAUACAACGACGCUAUGUAUCUGGCAGAGCGGCUCUCUGAGUUUGCUGAUGCGUGGAAGAAGCGCGAAGACCUGACUCCCAGAGCCCGGAAUAUGCUGCGACUUGAAAACGACAUCAAGAGCCUACAAAGCUUUGCUAAUCGCAGUUACGCCAACGAGAUGAACAUCCAGAAAACCAUCCUUCGCGAUUUCCUCGGUGGAGCUCAAAGUCUGAUGCAGCAGGAUGAAAUGGAGUCUUGCGUAGAGUUGGCAACGGGUCGCAUUCGCGCGAUGGCAUCUGUCUGGAAAUCCAUUCUGGCUCGUUCAGUUUGGACACAGGCUUUAGGUUCCCUGGCUGAUGCUGUCGCAACGAAGCUGAUCACAGACGUCCUUGAGAUGUCAUCCAUUGGUCAGGACGAGGCCUACAAUAUAGCCAAGGUCAUUGCUACUGCAACAGAACUCGAUGACCUCUUCCUGCCCAGCGUUUUAACGGGUACUGCAAGUGCAGAUGGUGAGGUUCCUCAAACAGCUCAGUAUGCGCCCAGCUGGCUUCGUCUCAAGUACUUGAGCGAAGUACUUCAAAGUAAUCUUAAUGAGGUCCGAUAUCUCUGGUUUGAGAGCGAAUUGAGUCUUUACUUUUCCGCUUCAGAAGUCAUUGACCUCAUCGAGGCUAGCUUUGAGGCGAAUCCACGAACUAGGGAUACGAUUCGGGAGAUUCAAUCCAAGCCUGAUCCUGUGGCUGAACGGUAA